CAAGUAAAAACAUUUCACUCGCAAUAACACAAGAAACUGUCGUCCCAGCACAAAAAUGUAACUAAAAAAAUUUCCGUAGCUAAAAAUGGCUUGCGGGAUUGGAGCAGCGACGGAAACGAGAUGUUGAUCUUCGUUGUAAACAACAGUAAAUACAAUUUACCUAGAUGGAGAAGAGGAUCAUGAGGGCCAUGAAUCUCCAGCAACGAAGAUGAACGUUUCAUCCGUCGGCCUCCGCUCGGCAGGUCGGAUCCGAGCUGCCUUCUGCUUCACUGCGGUCGUCUUUUUACCUCUGGUAUGUUCCGGAUCAUACGCGGAUAACCAGUUGCCCGAAGGGGUCAUACCGCAACCAAGACCUACGGCAGAGCAGAGCUACCAGCGCUCGAGGUUCCGACAGCAGCGACUUCAUCGCGGCAGUGGAUUCUUCCUAGAAGAAGCAGAAAAUGAUCAAGACGAACACGAACAAGAGGACGAUCUAGGUCAUGAUCACAGCAGACAAGAGGACAUCGACCGCAAAGAAGAAGUAGAAGAUGAUCUAACUAAAAGGAACCCCACUCAGCAGAGAACAGUCCGAAGACAGGAAGGCGAAGUAGACGUAAUUCGUGGUAAUGACCACGCCAGGGAUGAUGAUCUUCACGAUCACGAUCUUGGUAUCGAAAUCGACGAUAGGGGUUCACCAAGUGACGCGAAACGGGCAAAACACAUCCGUGCUGUACCGGACAGAGGAAAACCGCUUGCGAAUGUACAGCAGAUAGAACGGAGCACGGAAACGGCAACAACAACUGAUUCGGGAAGCGAGGACGAUGAAGACAAUAAAUACCUCCUCUACAUUCUCAUUAUAGGGAUGAACGUGCUUGUAAGCGUUGUGCUUUGCUUUUGCUUUUGCCGGAAAGCGAAACGGGAGGACCAGUACUGCAUCUCUGCUUUCCUUUGUUCUUUUCCACUUUCAUUUACAAUGUUACAGUGAACAACUAGAACUAUAACGCUUAUUGGCUAAGUAGAAUUAGAACUAGAACCACAACUACUGCGAAAAAUACACCAAUGUAGUCUCGUCCAUGGAUAGAAGACGGUAGGAUAUACAACAUUCAAGUGUGAGGACUUAUGUCCUUCUAUCCAUAAAUAAUCAAAACUUAUCCAUUUCAACAAAAGUUGGAACGACAACAACGCGGCUGGUAUGUAUCCUGGUAUGUAUCCUGCUGCCCCGCCUGCGUAUGGUCCUGGUGGCAUGCCGGUGCAGUCGGCGUAUCCUCCGCCUGUUGUCGACCAAAAUGCUGGCGUCAAUGCUUACGGGGGAAGAAUGUACUAG
Molecule: messenger RNA, 1303 nt
Organism: Amoebophrya sp. A25
Lineage: Eukaryota; Dinophyceae; Syndiniales; Amoebophryaceae
Source: the annotation of a GenBank genome assembly